CGCUGAAAUAAACGAUAUGGCAGUCCCCUUUUGUUGUCAAUCUAACAAAUGUGAUUUUAUGUAUAUAAUUUGCAUAUCACAACGUGCUAUGUGUCUGACUACGUCUGCAGUAUAUUUUUUAUUACCAAUGAUUUUUAAAGAAACGUUUAAUAAUAAUAUCAAAAUUAGUAGUAGGGUAUAAAAAAAAGUUAUAUAAAUAAAAGUACAUAAGGUGUCUAAGAGUGCAUACCUCGCAACACGUCGAAGAUAUAAUCGGCUCACAAAUUCUUGAGCUAUUUUCAUUUGCAGUAAUUUUAAAAAUAGCUCAAAAACAUAUGCAACAAUGUCGGUCUACAGUGCAAAAACGGGCAUAUCUUCAAUAUUAAAGUCAUAUUCCACAUCUGAACGAGAUCAAGUGAAAAAUUCUAUUAUUAACAAUGUGCGAUUCAAUGCGCAGAAGACGAAAAGCCUGUCGGAGGCAGUCUCUGCAGUGUCCGAAAGAAAUUAUAACCAGCCCAUGAAUGAUUUCAUUGAAUAUCUACAGAAGUCUGACAUUGAUAAUGCAAAUUUCAUAAGGAUUUUCAGCGAAGCCCGCAGCAUAGUACAUAUAUUAAGCCCAAAGUUUUCGAGUCUUGUCGAGGCACUACUUAAAGUGUCAUGGAAUAAACGUUCGCCGGAAGCAAUUAGUAUAUACACUUCAUUUUUCAUCGAUUUAAUGAUUGCACAUAGUAAAUAUAUUGUUUGUGGAAUUGAAACCCUUGUAUCACUUUGGAUACCAACUGAUAUUGAUGAAUAUGAGUGGCCUAAAGGUGUUCCGAAUGAAGACAUUAAAUUAAAACUGAAACCUGUACACUGCUUGAUUGAACGUUUAAUUGAUUUGAUACCAAUGGUUGUAGACACUAUUUUGGAUGCCGUCGAUAAGUUAUUUCCAUAUUACAAAAAGCCUGCAUAUGUUGUAGCGGGUUUUGUUUAUAACACACUUUGGUUAUUAUCGUACCAACCGGCUAUGAUAGAUUGUGUUUUGGUGGUAUUGCUACAUAAAUUAAUUACAUUAGAUGUUAACGCUCCACGUGCUGAAAUCGAAGAUACUGAUUGUGUAGAUAUGGAUGAAGAUGAAGAAAUUUUUGAUAUGGAUGAAAUUAAAUCAGAAAAACCUGACGCGGAUCAAAUGAGUCAUCCCAUUGCGCAUACAUUGGAUAUUUGCAUGAAAAUAUUAUUUGACUACUUUGAAGCGAAAUGUGGUCUCACAAAUUACGAAUUUGGUAACAAACCGUUACAAAUAAGUAAAGAAGGCCAAAUAUUAUUUACACACGUAUUAAAUGCAUUCAAUUCAGUGAUAUUAAUCAGUCAUAAUACACAUCAUGUGCAGUUCCUAAUAUUUUUUUAUUGCAGUUUAAAAAAUACGUUUGCAGAAUGUUUCUUGGCCACACUUUGGAAUAAUGUUAAAAAUUUAAAUACUCCGUCUGUCUUAAAGCAAACAUCUGUAGGAUAUAUCGUCAGUUUUCUAGCUAGAUCUAAAUAUUUACCCAUUGCGCUUAUACAAUUUUAUUUGAAAGAGUUUUGUAAUUGGGCGCAUCAAUAUAUACAAAGAAGUGAUAGAAGAAAUAGUUCACUUAAAGCUCAUAUUGUCUUCUUCACUAUAUGUCAGGCUAUAUUUUAUAUUAUAGCGUUUCGUAGUCGUGCUCUAACCAAAGAUAAGAAAGAUCUUGUAUUUUUGCAAUCAUUACAACUCUCUGGAUUGGUUACAUCUAAUUUUAAUCCUUUACGUGUUUGUCUGCCUGCUGUAGCAACAGCUUUUGCUGCUGUAACGCGCUCUUACCAAUUAGCCUAUUGUCAUGCGAUAUUGGAAAGAAAUGCUCGACGCAGAUUGGCUACUGUUUAUAUAAAUGAGACUGAGACACCUGAGGAGACUUUGGAUACAUUCUUUCCAUUUGAUCCAUAUUUACUAAAAGAUUCUGGCAAACGUAUUGAACCAAUCUAUUUGGAGUAUCAGGCACAUGAAGCGGAAGAAAACAGUCCAACAACUACAAAUAUAGCUCAACGCUUAACACGCAAACGUGGCGACUCCGAAAUGGUUGAUGAAUGUGAUGUUGAUGACUUCAUAUUACGAGAUAAGCGACAUAAAGUGGUUGACAUACCCAAAUAUAAUCAUGAACUUGAAGCUCAAUUUACAUAUAGCACAUCCCCAGGAUUUUGUUAAAACUAAUAUCUACUCGUCAACAAUCCUACUAACUCUUUGUGGAAAAUAGAAUCCCAUCCUUUACCCAUUAUAUUUUAUAGUUGAAGCGUAUUUAUUGUAUUGAAGAGGAGAGACCUUUGUCUUAAGUUGCUGAGAUUUGAAAGUAUGUAACAUAACGAAGAUUAGUUUUGAGAAAUGAUCAAAAUAUAUUUAAGAUUCAAAUAGUUUUUA
Teleopsis dalmanni is the source of this 2389-nucleotide messenger RNA. It is a transcript of the gene Tif-IA, whose product is annotated as RNA polymerase I-specific transcription initiation factor RRN3. Gene Ontology annotation, cellular component: nucleus. The transcript has 8 exons. The record is from RefSeq and is a predicted model, not a curated record. NCBI's taxonomy places the organism in Eukaryota, Metazoa, Arthropoda, Insecta, Diptera, Diopsidae. Gene Ontology annotation, biological process: transcription initiation at RNA polymerase I promoter. The coding region runs from base 323 to 2179 and encodes 618 amino acids. Gene Ontology annotation, molecular function: RNA polymerase I core binding; RNA polymerase I general transcription initiation factor activity.